GCCGGGCCGGCUCCGCGCGUGUGGCGGGGCCGGGCGGACACUCCGUCGGGCAUCGAGCGGGUGGCUGCCGCUUCUCUCCUUCUUUCUCUCCCUCCCUCCUCGGCUCCCCCUGCCCUCGACCCCCGCGCUGCCGGGCGGGCAGAGCCGCCCCGCCGAGUCUUAGCAUCUUUUUUCUCUCUUCAAAAUUAAGAAGCUUCUCUGAACUUCAGUUCACCCUCGAGCAUUUAGAGGUUUUGAGGCAGCCGGUGUUGAACCCUGCACCACCCCUGCACGACUGGAUUGAGGAACAAAGGCUGAAUUGACUUGCCUACAGCUAUAACUAAUUAAUACAAGGAUAGAAUUUGAACUUGGGACUUUGAACCAAGAGAAGAAUAAACAGAUGAAACACUGCAAAUGGAAACAUAAUGAACAGAUAAUAUAAACUUUAUAUUUCAAGCAUAAACUACUACCCUAAUACAGAAAUCAUCUUUUUGUAAUUGCCUUUAGGCAAGUAGGCAGCCUAAAAAGCUGCUUCUUACUGAAAACAUGAACUGGUUAGACCAGAUCAUUACCUUACUUGCCAGUUUUGUCUGUGCUGCAUUACCCCCAUUAAGCUUGUUGCUUCUGAGAAAAUUCCUAAAGACAAAUUGGAAUUAAAAUUAAAUUUUCAAAUAACUGAAGUUCAUAUAAAGAGAACCAGGCAAAUUACACUUCAUCUUGAAAAGCUGCAGCAAAAUCAUGUUAGAGAUUUCCUUUACUUAUCUCCCACAUAGAUUAUUGGUGUGAGUCACUCAGAGCACUUGUAGGAAAUGUGGGAAUGGAGCUGACUCAAAGACAAGUGAUUGGCAUCAUUUUAUGGGAUGUCACCAACUGCAGCUUCAUUAAAUGGCAUUUUUUUCUCUGUCUUGGUCAAAUGUUAAUUUUUAUUGCAGUUUAGUCUGAGCAUAGCAUAAAUGUGUUUUUUGGUUUUGGCAAGUUCUCUGGAUCUCAAGGGCCGUCAUCUUUACUUUUUUGAUGUAAAGGACAAUGGAUCUCAAAGCACAGUUUUCCCUUGCUUCUCUAAGUUGCAUUCUGUUGGGGUGGUAGCACUCACACAGUUGCUGCCCUACUUCAGUUUUGUGCAUUCUGGGAGAACAGUGCAGUCCUGUAACAAGAUUUGGGAUUUGCCCCCCCCUUUCUGGAAAUUCCUUUGGAAAUAAUUUUGGAAAGAAUUUAAUGAAUUGCAGUAUCUAGCAUUUUCAGUCAAUGCCUUUGUGUCACUGAUGAAAAUUGAGAGGUAGGAAGUUUUUAGUGGCAUUUCUGUAUAACUUUAAGCAACUUCAGACUUUCAUAAUGAAAAUUUUUCGUUUCUAAGCUGGCCAAGUUAAAAAGCAAAGAGAAAUUCUCUUAGUAUUCUGGGCUUCUAAAUGUCUUCUGGACUGGAUGUUGUUUGAAUUGAGUUUCUUUGCCUUAACUGUCUUGUUUGCUCUGCUGUUUGUGAUUCAUUUGAAUGUGAACUAGCCAGCACUUGAAUAAUGGAAAACCUAAAGUAAAUAAGUGACAGUGCAUGCUAGAGAAUCAAAAGGCCCUACAAUGAGCCGUGGUGCUCUUCAGAACAAUUUAAAUAUCUUUCUGUAAACAAACUGUUGAAUGAAGAGUGGUUGAAUGGAAGCUGAAAAGCUUGACUCAUUCAAGUUUGGGACAUUGAAAGUCUAGACUAGAUUUAAGUGUUAUUACUUUGAAGUCCUUAGAAGAGGGGUAGAAGAAUGUUUUUAAAAGGGCUUUCUUUACCUUUGCAUAGGGUUUAUAAUUUAAUCUAGGGUUUGGAGGAUUAAACUGGGUUUAUUCUCAUUGUGGCAGAGUUAGACCUUGUUACAUUGUCCCAUGCAGGACAAUUUGUUAAAGGUUAGUAGUUUGUCUCUUUUCCCCUAAAGUGAAAGAUGCUUUAGAUUGUAGAUGCCAAUUCUGUAAAUAACAAACAACAGGAAAUUUGUAGAAUGACUGAAAGCGGUUUUUGAACAUGACUUAAGUUUCAGAUUCUUUCAUCAUAUUGGUGUGUUUUUCCUAAUAGAAGAGGUCUUUGUAUUUUAACCAGAAGCCAGAACUGUCCUACAGAACACCUACUUUCAGAAGGAAUGCAGGCAGAUACUGUGAAUAAGGACACUGAACCCAAAGAUCCAUAUCCCUUUCCAAGAAAGAUUAUGGCUGAACCAGACUACAUAGACGAUGACAAUCCUGAGUUAAUUAGACCUCAGAAAUUAAUUAAUCCUGUGAAGUCAUCCCGGAAUCAUCAAGAUCUCCAUAGAGAGCUACUUAUGAAUCAGAAAAGGGGUCUUGCACCUCAGAACAAACCAGAGCUACAGAAGGUGAUGGAGAAAAGGAAACGAGAUCAAGUUAUUAAACAACAAAAAGAAGAGGAAGCACAAAAGAAGAAAUCAGACCUGGAAAUAGAGCUACUGAAACGACAGCAGAAACUGGAGCAGCUGGAACUGGAGAAACAGAAGAUACAGGAAGAGCAGGAAAAUGCACCUGAAUUUGUCAAAGUCAAGGGCAACUUGAGGAGGACGGUCCAGGAAGCAACAGAAGCACCGGACUCCUAGAGCCAGCGCCUGCUAAGACUUCCAGCUUUCCUGCAGAGAGAGGCUUUUGCAAGUUGUCUCACAUUUGCUCCUCAAGAGGGAAAAUAAGAGCAUCCAGCUGACACUUACUGAAGAUGAGAUUUUUAAUUCCUGGGACGUGUGGAUUAAAAAGACAGUAUCGUAAACAGAUCGACUUGCCAAAUAUAGUCCUGAGAUCAAUGGAUAAAGAGUGUCUUUGUCAGUUCAGUGUCAUGGACCAGGCUGACGUGCUUACUCAGAGAUUUUAACCAGGGAUACUAGAGAAUCUCCUUCAGUGUUGCACUGCUUUAACUCUUGUGAUCCUAGUUGAGUGGAGAUACACAGAUUAUAUUUUGCUUUAAAACAGAACAAAAAUCCUCCUGUGAUAUCUUAUGAAGCUUUGCUGUGCAGGUAGAUUUCCUCCAUCUAGACCUACAGCCUGUGCAUAUCCCAGAAUAAUUUGUGUUUAGUUGGAAUUUUUAUCAAAUCUAGGAAGAUACAAGGUAUGUUGAUCACUGCUGCCCAUCCCCACUAGGAUAGGCAGGUAUGGGCAAGAUGGAAAUGCUUAAAAUUCACCAGCAGUGAAAAGUUAAGCAGCCUUAAAGCCCAUUUGCUGUUUGGCAUGUGGAAUUUGGGCUAUGAAAGAGCAGAAAUCUGAUGAUCCUUUCACCAGGGAAACUCCAGAAGCUGAUGUAUCUCUGUCUUAUAACUUACGCUGUUGUGAACAGGCCUGUGCAGUGCUACCUGUGAAUUUACCUCUCAAAGCAAAAUGACCUGUCUUCUACUUUCUGUGUUUUGAAAUCCUGCUUACUUUGGUGUUGUGGCCUUUCUCCUGCAAGGACAUGCUGAACUGAGUACAGUGUUAACACAUUACUUGGGAGUGUUUAAACUCAUUUGCUGGAACUGAAAUCAGGAAUCCUAUCUGCCAUCAGUUCCUGAUCUUUGCUUGCUGGAACAUGUUGCAGUUUCUGCAGCAGAGCAGUGUCUAAACCAGAACAAACUGAUCAUUGGAAUAUACUGAAAUGGAAUUUUUUUCCCCAAAGUGAGGCAUAAAAUGAAAUUCAUUUUAUCCCAUCUUUCCUUCAGCCUCAGGAAGGAAGGCAAAUGUGUUACCACUGAGUCUUCAGGUCCAAUUCUGUCAUCUUCUGCCUUUCCACAAGUUGCCCCCGUGACUUGCCAUUAAAUAAAAUAUUCCUCAGCUUGCACAGGGAUGACAGAAUCUGAACCUUCAUGCUUAUGACUACUAGUUAUCCAGGAAAGCCUGGGAGGAGGAGUGGGGAACAGAUUGCCCAUGUAGGAUUACAGAAUUGGAUUCUUACCUGGUGUGAUUGGGUGCAGAUAUCUGGGGAGAAAUCCUCAUCUUUCUUGUUCUGCACAGUCCUAGCUUUCACUGAAGCUGUGUUCAUCCAUAUCAGCUGAGGAUGUAAUCCCUAGCCUUUGCCUUAGGAUGCUAAACACAAUAAUUUCUACUUUGUAAUUACAUUGGACAUAACUGUUUGAAAACACUUUUUAUUAAUAUCAACAGUGGUGUGUUUGUAUUGUAAAGGUGGUAGGGGAGGGCUUGUUGGUUUGUUUUCUGAAUUGCUUUUCCUGUAAGUAUUGGACAUUUUUAAUACAGUUUCAGCCUAACACUUAGGACAAAAUGCUCACAAUUAGGAAUGUUUCCUAGAUACAGACUUUAAUUUGUCAAGAUACAGGCAUUUUUUUAUGACGACAUAAUCAGAUUGAGAGUAAAUUGAAUUGUGAUAAGCGUAUUGCCAUUGAUUUAGACUUGCAGUGUGACUCACAUCUAGAAGAUUAAAUGUGAAGAUUGUCUAACAGACUGUUCAGAUUAUGGACAUACAAAAGACAAAGGCCAAACGUAGGACUCUUCCAUGUAUUUUCUCAACAAAGGAGCACCCUGAAUGCUGCAGGUUCUUCACUCUCUCCUUCCCUUCUCCUGGCAGGAGAGGAUCUUCUUUUCUGGCAGCACAUUAUUCAAACACUUGCACUGAUUGAGUUUGUUUCAUGUUGUUGAGACAGCACUACAUAGGAGCCUUCCACACCACGCUCAUGCUUUGUCUUGGCCACUCUCAGCCUACCAAACAUCAGUCUCUUGCUUUCAACUCCAUGUUAACCUUCUGCUCAGUAUGGAAAAGCCCAGAAGUCAGUGAGGAAAUCCUCCUCUGGCUUGAGCAGACCAUUCCUUGUCAGCCACUUCCCCUUGCUGAACAUGGCACUCCUACCGCAUGUGCACAGUCAAAUGAAGUCGGUGGCACUGGGGUUGGUGGGGGACAGAGACCUUUUUUUGGCUUCAGCAGGUGUUUUGGAUUGGGCCCCUCAAGGCUGAGGGCAUUCUGCUUUCUCCCCCAGCUAGGUUGAGAUUCAGGGUAGAGUUUCUCUUUCUGAAACACAGGAGGCCAGAAAACUCCCUUGUACAUACAGCAUGAAGUUGUUUUUUUUGUUUUUCAGUGGAAUUAAUUCUCCGUGUGAACAGAACAUCAAUGUGUGUGUUUAAACAUCUUUGAAUCCUGCUAACCCUUUAGCCUAGGAACCCCAGCCACUUCCAUGUCAUUUUGACAGGCAAAAGCUUGUCUUUAAAGUCAGGAUUGGGCAACCCUUAAGUGGGGGGCCAGCUAGUCACACCACAAGUGUCCUGUGCGGCUACUCAAGUAAGAAACUGCUUGCCAGCGAGCGUAAGCAAUUCCUGCUCUGCCCUUUAGCUAUGUGGGUUUUUGAAGCAAUCCAACAAAUACUUCAGUGAUUUGAAAAUUGCUCACUUACCACUUUGUACUUUUUUAAAACUCUUGCUUUUGAUAGUAUAGUAGUAGAUUUUUUAGCAUUUUUGUGGCUUUAACCUUCUGUUAAUAUCUGCACUUGUUUGAGUGUACAUAUAUAAAUAUAUAUAAAUAUAAAAAGGGAGCCUUAAUGGAUUUGUUUUCAUAAUUUAAUAUUUUUUGUAUUUGCUCUUGUAUAAUUGUUUUUAACUAAAGGUAUUAUGAGAAUGAGGGUGGAAUACUUAGAACCAAAGUUAUGCUUAAUAAAAUCUACUACAUGCUUGGUGUA
Molecule: messenger RNA, 5600 nt
Organism: Pipra filicauda (Wire-tailed manakin)
Lineage: Eukaryota; Metazoa; Chordata; Aves; Passeriformes; Pipridae
Gene: FAM107B
Product: family with sequence similarity 107 member B
Exons: 6
Coding region: 2094-2558 (154 amino acids)
Source: RefSeq, a predicted model, not a curated record